Messenger RNA from Betta splendens (Siamese fighting fish), 3528 nucleotides. It is a transcript of the gene sesn1, whose product is annotated as sestrin 1. Lineage: Eukaryota; Metazoa; Chordata; Actinopteri; Anabantiformes; Osphronemidae. The record is from RefSeq and is a predicted model, not a curated record. Gene Ontology annotation, cellular component: nucleus. Gene Ontology annotation, molecular function: L-leucine binding; oxidoreductase activity, acting on peroxide as acceptor. The transcript has 10 exons. The coding region runs from base 188 to 1831 and encodes 547 amino acids. Gene Ontology annotation, biological process: cellular response to leucine starvation; positive regulation of macroautophagy; regulation of response to reactive oxygen species.
GUCGAUUGGCUGGCAAGUUCUGCCAAUCGAAUGUUUUUCUCUCAAGUUGUUGCCUCCUGUCGUUCCUAGCCUGGAACCAACGUUAUUGGUCAGCUCUGUGGCGAGGCGUCCCGUAGCACAGGUCUGCGCCAAAGAAUGUGGAUAAGCCCGUUGUAGGACAGAACACACAUCAGUCCUCUGUCAAGCGAUGGAAGUGCAGGACCAGGAGUCUGUGGGGAGGUGGGACGGUCUGGGCAGCAGGGAUGCCAGCUCCAGAUCCGAGGCCAUGGACAACAUCUGCCAGGAGGUCAUGAGAAAAGUGGAGGUUAUUGGGCCCAUCCUCUCCUCAGCGCCCUCGUCCCCGGCGCUGGGCGGCCCCCCCAACAGCGAUCUGAACGACACCCUGGCUCAUCUGCUCAUGCUGUCCAAACGCUGUCCAUUUGAAGAUGUCAGGGAGCGAUGCAUUCGGCUUCUACGGGCCGUCCAGGACUUGGGAAUAAGGAUCCCAAGGCCCCUAGGCAACGGACCAAGCCGAUUCAUCCCCGAAAAAGAGAUUCUUCAAGUCAGUAAAGUGGACACCAGGACACAGUCAAUAUUUGAGGAUGCGUUCGCAGCCCUCGGUCGCCUGGACAACAUUUCUCUGGUAAUGGGAUUCCACCCGCAGUACCUGGAGAGCUUCCUCCGCACGCAGCACUACCUGCUGCAGAUGGACGGACCCCUACCUCUGCACUACCGACACUACAUCGGCAUCAUGGCGGCAGCGAGACACCAGUGCUCCUACCUGGUGAACCUGCACGUGAACGACUUCCUCCAGGUGGGGGGGGACCUGAAGUGGCUGAACGGCCUGGACGAGGCGCCGAGGAAGCUGCAGCAGCUGGGGGAGCUCAACAAAAUCCUGGCCCACCGGCCGUGGCUCCUCACGAAGGAGCACAUGGAGCGCCUUCUGAAAGCGGAGGAGCACAGCUGGUCCCUCGCCGAGUUGAUCCACGCCGUGGUCCUCCUCACACACUACCACUCCCUCGCCUCCUUCACGUUCGGCUGCGGCAUCACGCCCGAGAUCCACUGCGACGGCGGACACACGUUCAGGCCUCCGUCGCUCAGCCAGUACUGCGUGUGUGACAUCGCUAACGGCAACGGCCACGCUAAUCACCACGACGACGUGUUUGGCAACCAGGACGUGUGUGGCGAGGUGGAGGUGCUGAUGGAGCGGAUGAGGCACCUGCAGGAGUGCCGUGACGACGAGGAGGCCAGCCAGGAGGAGAUGGCCACCCGCUUUGAGAGGGAGAAGACCGAGAGCAUGCUGGUGGUGACCGCGGAGGACGAGGAGUGCGUCCCGUCCAGGGAUAUCUCCCGACACUUUGAGGACCCCAGCUACGGCUACAAGGACUUCUCCAGGAGAGGGGAGCACGUGCCCACGUUCAGAGCACAGGAUUACAGCUGGGAGGAUCACGGCUUCUCCCUGGUCAACCGCCUGUAUCCUGAUGUCGGUCAGAUGCUGGAUGAGAAGUUCCAAAUGGCUUACAACCUGACCUACAACACCAUGGCGACACACAAGGACGUGGACACCAGCAUGCUGCGCAGGGCCAUCUGGAACUACAUCCACUGCAUGUUUGGUAUCAGGUAUGAUGACUACGAUUACGGCGAGAUAAACCAGCUCCUGGACCGCAGCUUUAAGAUCUAUAUUAAGACCAUGGUGUGUAGUCCUGAGAAGACCACCAAAAGAAUGUAUGAGAGCUUCUGGAGGCAGUUCCAGCACUCGGAGAAGGUCCACGUAAAUCUGCUUCUUAUGGAAGCGCGAAUGCAGGCAGAACUGUUAUACGCUCUGAGAGCGAUCACCCGCUACAUGACAUGAAGUGCUUCUGGCGUUUUUAUCAUUGUCCUUUUACUGUCAAUGUCGUUGCUCUUUGUGGGACAAUUCAAGGAAAAAAAAACAACUAAAAAAAAAAAGAAAAUCAAAGGGGGGAGAUUCAACAGGAACAGUGUGACCGAGAGCCCUGGGUUGUGACGGUGCUUGUUGGACGGUUGGAUCAGAACAAAUGGAAACCGAAUAAGAAAAAUCAUCUCAAACUGCAAGUGGAUACGGAGACUGUUGCCUGCAGUGCCAAACCUGACCAACAGAGGGCGCCCUGCAGGGACUGUAGCUCAGCUGGGACGUCUGUGCCAGGCCGGAGCGCUGACACCAGAGGCAUGCAGGACAAUGAUCCACUAUUCCAGCUUGCAGCACAUUCAUUGCCAAUCUGAGAAAACAUCCCCCGUCAAAGCCCCUGAAAGCUGUGCAGUCUGUAGUCUGCACUUUGAUUCAGUUGUCAUUGUUUUCUUAUUUGUUUGUUUGUUUAGUUUCUUUCAUACCUUUUUAUUUCAUUUUGUAUGACGGGAAGUGGAUGUCGGUGUCCAUGCGUGUUAGAGAUGGAGGCGUUUGGGCGAUGUUGUUUUUUUUUUUUUUUUUUAAUGUGUGCCUGAACUAUCCAGCACAGUGUUCACACGUGCUGCUGCUGCUGCUCCCAUGUUGUAUUCAGUGGGAUCAUAUUGAUCCCCAAAUCACCCCGACCCCCCUCCCGUCCUCUAAGCCCCUGUCCAUUAGAAAUCCACUGCAUUACUCCCCUCCUCUUUUCUUAUGGCCCCACCCCCAAACCUCUAAUGUCGAUGUAAGCUAACCCAAGGAGUGUGUGAAUACCAUACAGGUGUUGGGAAGAAACUCAAAGAACACUGUCUGAGCCCGUUUAGACUUUGACUGUACGUGUGUGGAUGUGUCCUGUGUUGAUGAUGACUGGGGUGUGAAUGUUGGUGUUUCACACGAAUAAUGGAGAUAAAAGGUCUGAAAAAUUUCAUGUGUCAAAAAAAAAAAAAAAAGCGAGGCACUUUGAAGGAAAGACUUCUUGCUUCUGCUGUAGCUCUCUGUUAUUGUGAGAUGACCGUUCAUCGGUUGAUGAUUAUAUCUUUAUAUUUCUGGUAAUUGUGCAGGGGACAAAUAGAAAAGGUAAUCAAAGCGUUGGGAUCCAGGUUCAACAGGUGGGACUGGCUUCCGGUUGUUCCAACCACACCUUCUCUGUCUUCCGCUCGUCCCAGCUGCCUGGUUGAUGUGAAUUUACCAGUAAAUGAAUACCUCUUCUGUUUUUCUCCAUGAAUCAUAAGAAGUGCUCUUUAGAGCAGGGACUGUUUCCGGGCGGCCGCGUUCCCGUUGGUCGGAACGCGGCGGUCCACACCGUUGAGCGCAAAAGGUUGUAGCUGUGCUUAUUUCCUCUCAGGGGGAAUCUAACCAGUGCAAAGCAGCUUCUGUUUUUUUGAACAGGGGUGCGAGACCUCUGCUGUUUUGUUUUUGUUUACUAAAUCCAUUAGUAGUGCAUUCUUCUGAGGUUGGUUUGAGAGACUCAGACAGAUGAAUGAGUGCCGUCUCCGCGAGGAGGACGAGGACGAUGGUACAUUUGGACGUGGUUUUGAGAGGAAGUGGAGAUUUUUUUUUCCAAACUUCUGACUGAUGUCAGUUACUGACAUGUUUUUAUAUGAAAAAAAAUAUGAAAACGUUGAAAAAAAUAAAACUAUGAUAUUGAA